Molecule: messenger RNA, 1914 nt
Organism: Asterias rubens (European starfish)
Lineage: Eukaryota; Metazoa; Echinodermata; Asteroidea; Forcipulatida; Asteriidae
Exons: 5
Coding region: 72-971 (299 amino acids)
Source: RefSeq, a predicted model, not a curated record
UGACCAUCUAGCUGUGCCUAUGGGUGAUGUGACGUUAAAGGCAGUGGACACUAUUGUGUCUCAGGUAAAGAAUGGACAAGCGAGGGAAAGAGAACAAGGCCCUGUCCCCACGGUAUGAUGGGAUACCUCUACGCUAUGAGGACAGUAAACCAGUCCAAGUUCAGAUGUACACACAUCAGAAUAUCUUAGAUAUUGGGCAGAAUAUCCACAACCAUUGGGAGUCCCAGGCAGAAAAUGAUAAAGACACAGCAAUAUCAGCCGCUGAGCACAAGGUGUGGCUAGAGGCGGAGCACAUGAAGAGCGUAGCGCUGGAGAAGUGCAGAGAACUGGCUAAGAUUGAGCUAGAAAAGGCCGUCAGUAAUCUAAAGAUCAGCAAUGAGAAAUCACUAAAGGAGGAGGCAUUACGGGUUGAGGGCAUCAUGACAAAGCAAGCUAAUGAGCAGGUACGACACGAAAAAGAAACAGGGGAGAAGAUCUUGAGAGAUACCGUAGAGAAAGUCCGAGUCCAGGGUGUCAAAGAGAAGGAAGAGGCCGUCGCUGUGGCCAGGAAAGAGGAGGUCGAGAUUGCCAGGAAAGAAACUGAGAGAGUGGCAAGAGUAACGGCCGACCGCGAGUCCCAAACUGCCAAGACGACCGCCCAAGACAAAUCCCAAGCAUUGCAGGCCCUCGAGGAGCGCAUGAAACAGGAGCGCAUCGAGGCCGUUUUAUCGGCCCAACGCGAGGAGCGCCGCAUUGCCGCCAUUGAACUUGGACGCGUCAAAACACUCCACCAGUCGGAGAUUCAGAAACUCCGGGAGACGAUCCAGAAGUUGGAGCUGAGAAAUCAGGAAACCCUCAAGGAAGUCGACAGAGAAUGCGAGGUCAAGAAACAGUGGGAGGAAAAAUAUAACGAGAUGAAGAACUCGUACCAGCUCUUCAUCAAUAAGACUAAAGGAUUCGACCAAGGGCAAGCUGAUUUUCUCCUGAAAUGAGGAAAACCACGCAAUGGUUUAUUGAAAAAGAAACCUGUCUACUAAAAUGAGCUGUUGUGAACAGUGGUGCCACCAGUUAAUGGAAUUCCGGGUGAGGUGAGUUUUCUAUCUGAAAUGGAAAUUAUGUAGCAGUUGGUGUUUGCACCGUUUUUUAUGCCAUGUUUGAAAGACCGAUUUGGCAACAAGUUUAGUUCUGUUUGAAUGAUUUGUUCAAAGAACUUUGAAAUAUUACAUUUGAUUUUGGUAGGAAUUUUGGUAGGGAUUUUAUUAUUAUUAUCGAUAGCUUUGGAUGGAUGUUUCGCGGUUAUCAAUGAAGGCAGAAAAAACACAUUCCAAGAUAUCAGGUUAUGUAUACAAUACAUGCAGAUCAAAGAAACUUGAAACAAUUGGGUCAUUUAACAUUCCAUAUUCCAGCGUUUUUUACCUCACACAUAUUUUACAAUAUUGUUUUAAAUUGUAAUGCAACAUUCAUUGUAAAUGACAUUAUGUAUAUAUAAACAUCCUUGACAUAUAUUAUGGAACAACUAAUUCUGUAUAAAAUAAUUCAAGUUGUUUGACAGAGAGGAUUCAUUGUAAAACUUGAACUUUCAAAUUGAGAAUUCACAGACAUUGCUUUUUGGCCAAAGGCUACAAUUCAGGUCAAUUAUUUCACUUUGAAGAAGUUGCAUCCAAUGUGCCUUGGUAAGAGUGAUAAAUUCAUGUUCAGAAACACAAUGUACUUGAUGAGAACAAAAACUUGAAAUUGGAAGAAAAACCACGGGGCUAGUAGCUCAAAGUAUUUACUGAACCAGACUUUUUUACAGGAACAUAAUCAGAAUGAGAAAAACAAAAUCACUUUUUGUUUUCACCCAAUACUGAGAAUUGGUGUCAGACUAAAGGUCAAUGUUUGAUUGAACUUAAAGGAACACGUUGCCUUGGAUCGGUCGAGUUGGUCUUUGAAAAG